CAACAUAGUACACAAACACAUUAAGUACAUGACAAAAGCAACUGUGGCUUUUACACCAAUACGCACCGUACUUUACUUACAGGCUAUACGGUCAUGAAUGACACACUUAGCAUAGACGCUUAUUACACACAAAAUACUGAUAUACAGUCUUAAAGAAGACUUACUAUAAAGCAUGUUAGCUUUUACACUUACAAAAUACUAACUCAAUUACUUAAAUGCAGUGUUGCAUAAUACUACUCAUGACUACAAAAGGAAUAUGACUAUAAUAGUCCGCCAUACUUAUAAUUCGAUUUAAUUGCUAAAGAAUUAAAUCGCUUUAUUAGAGAGACCAUUAUUUGGGUUUUUUGGGGUGAUUAGCAUACCCCAAUAGCUACUUCGUCAAUUAGUCAACCCCACUGCACUUCCUUUUCCUUUUCAUCGACGGAGUGAAGCAGACGAGAAAUCGCUAUCCAGUUUGAAAUCUGUUUAUUUUAAUUCUUUAUUGUUAAAUUUAAGUCAUUCUAUCGUAAAAUUUUAAAAAAGAGAAAUAUUUGACCAAUAUCUUAUAGCUUUAGUUUCUCCAUUGUUUAUUUAUUGCGUUUGAUGAUGCACAUUUUAAACAGUGUUAAUCGGCCACAUGUUUGAAAUUUAUAGUGGGCAUGAAUAAUACAUUUUCAGUAAUUAAUUUUCAAGCUACGUUGUUUUUUCUCAUAGUUAGAAGUUAGUUUCAGAUAAAUAAGAGAAUGCCAAGGGGGAAACCUGCUCGAAAGAGACCUGCUGCGUCUGCCAGCGCCGAGCGGCAACCAGCCCAAAGUACUAAGAGGAGACAUACCGGUAGAUCGACCGCAAAUCCUGUUCCAGCAGUAGAGGACAACAUUAAUGCCGUGUCAAACAGUGCGCCAGCUACCAAUGAUGCUACUGAUGCUGUCUGCACUCCAAGUUUGGAUUCUGCCUCUGUCAAUGGUCCUGGAUCCUCUAUCCAAGGCAGUACAGCAGAAGUUGUUAAAGUAUGGAUUGUUGGAUCCUCAAUUAUUUGGCAAGCAUUUAGUCAUGCUAGGUUGAAUGGGGGGUCCAAUCUUGAUUUUUCUCCAAUGGAAGCCAACAUAUGGUGGCAGGGAAAAGGCGGCAUGAGAUGGCGACAUCUCCUCCCCAAAAUCAGGCAAAUGUUACGGUAUGAAGACCCUCCACAUUUUCUGGUACUUCAUUGUGGUGGUAAUGAUAUUGGUCAGAUUAAAUCUAGCGAAUUGCGCGAAAAAAUGGAGCAAUCUUUAGAUGCACUUUCUCCACUGUUGCCAAGAACAAAAAUUAUUUGGUCGCAAAUACUUCCAAGACUGAAAUGGCGUAAUGCUAGAGACAACAAUGCUCUCAAUAAGACACGGGUGCGAGUAAAUAGCUUUGUAGCUACAAAACUUUUAGCACACCAAGGGGGCUACAUUCGCUAUCAAAAGAUUACUCCAUCCGACAAAAGCUUAUUCAAGGGAGAUGGGGUGCAUUUGACUGAAAAAGGCAAUGAAAUUUUCCUUAAAACCUUGACGAAAGCUUUCAAGAGGUUUAUUUCGUCAGGUGUAGGAGUUUACUAGUACCCUUUGUCUUAAUUAUGUAAUGGCCAUGGCAUACACUUAAUUCUAGCUAAAUAAUAGUCAUAAAUUUAACAUUCUAAAUUCUAAGAUUAUAUACUCUUAAACAUCAUAAGUUAGCAUCUUAAUAAUUGUGUUCAGCUACCGCCCUUAUGGCGGUGGACACUCCGUGUCCAUAUGGCGCAAUCUUUAGCUGAACUUAAAUAGGGCUAUAUUUAGUGAGCAUCUGUUCCCAGGGCUCGCUACAACUCUAAUUUUCAAUUUGCUUAUUUGUGUCAAAUUUGAUAUGUUUGAUUUGCUAUUAUGUUCUUUAACAGUUUCAUGUAUAUUCCCAUAUUUCUGAUUCAUUUGCAUAUUUGACAUUUUCAUGUGCAUUUCCAUUUACAUGUAUUAGCCAUUUGGGUUGCCAUUAUCGCCCUAUUUACAUGGGUCGGUAACCUUGGUUACAAAUGUAGCCAGUAAAUAAUUGUAAAUUGCUGAAAAUUUUCUAUUACAUGUAUUUGCCAUUUGGGUUGCCAUAAUCGCCCUAUUUUCAUGGGUCGGUAACCUUGGUUGCAAAUGUAACCAGUAAAUAAUUGAAAUUUAUACUGUAAUCCAAAAUUGUAGUGUAGCCAUGGCCAUUAUUCGCCAAUAAAUAUUACAAUUAUAGUUUUUGGGUUUUCUCUUAAUAAUUCGAUUUAAUUGCUAAAGAAUUAAAUCGCUUUAUUAGAGAGACCAUUAUUUGGGUUUUUUGGGGUGAUUAGCAUACCCCAAUAGCUACUUCGUCAAUUAGUCAACCCCACUGCACUUCCUUUUCCUUUUCAUCGACGGAGUGAAGCAGACGAGAAAUCGCUAUCCAGUUUGAAAUCUGUUUAUUUUAAUUCUUUAUUGUUAAAUUUACCCACCCGCCCACACCAUUUUUUACUACAGUAACUGAUAUAAAUGUAUCAAGAGACUAUACAUAGACAUGUAUAUUCCCACUAGAUAUGAUUGUGAAUGUUAAUCUGUCAAGGUAUUUCUGGGACGGUAUUUCUGCUGUUUAUUAAUUAUGCUUUCAGUUCUUGCCACUUCCAAUAACCAAUAUCAAACGAUUUUGUCAUGGCGCACUACAAUGAGGUUGAUCCAGCCAGCUUGUUUCCAAAAAGAUCACGCACCAGCAGCCUGAAUGUUGUGACUUCCAUGAUUCCUUUUCUAUGGUUUGUGCCGACCUCGAGCAGGGAUUUAUAUCGUUUUAUGACUGUAUAAAGGUUAAAUAUUGAUGUUUCUCUAAUUAUUGCAAUCUUUAGCUGAACUUAAAUAGGGCUAUAUUUAGUGAGCAUCUGUUCCCAGGGCUCGCUACAACUCUAAUUUUCAAUUUGCUUAUUUGUGUCAAAUUUGAUAUGUUUGAUUUGCUAUUAUGUUCUUUAACAGUUUCAUGUAUAUUCCCAUAUUUCUGAUUCAUUUGCAUAUUUGACAUUUUCAUGUGCAUUUCCAUUUACAUGUAUUAGCCAUUUGGGUUGCCAUUAUCGCCCUAUUUACAUGGGUCGGUAACCUUGGUUACAAAUGUAGCCAGUAAAUAAUUGUAAAUUGCUGAAAAUUUUCUAUUACAUGUAUUUGCCAUUUGGGUUGCCAUAAUCGCCCUAUUUUCAUGGGUCGGUAACCUUGGUUGCAAAUGUAACCAGUAAAUAAUUGAAAUUUAUACUGUAAUCCAAAAUUGUAGUGUAGCCAUGGCCAUUAUUCGCCAAUAAAUAUUACAAUUAUA
Messenger RNA from Magallana angulata, 3276 nucleotides. RefSeq lists its product as uncharacterized. The record is from RefSeq and is a predicted model, not a curated record. Lineage: Eukaryota; Metazoa; Mollusca; Bivalvia; Ostreida; Ostreidae. Bases 723 to 1559 code for a protein of 278 amino acids. The transcript is spliced from 2 exons.